UCCACCGUCGUCCACCUCGCGCUGCCCCGCGGUCCUACCCGCAUUCGCACCGCCAGAAACACAGGAAUACAGCGGAACAUUGCCUCUAGCUCGAACGACCCACCGUGCACCUUUGCAUCUCCACGUCGUCUUUCGGCACCUUCGCAUCUCGUUCGCCAGUCUUCGGGACUCAGCAUAUGCCCUCGAGUCGCUCAGGUUUGCCUCACGGACAAACCACAUAACCUUACAACUGAAUGGCAAGCCCACACCCUUCGUAUCCCAACCCGGGGCCAUCGUCGUAUUAUCAUAAUCAGCCGCCUCCGCCUCCGCCUCAGUUCUAUCAUAAUGGACCACCCUACUACAAUCCGUACAUGCAGCCCGUGAACGGGCACGCGCCGAUGCACCAACCUGCAUCGCCUCGUAUCAACUCGCCCAGCCGAGGGAGGUACCCUGCUCCAUCGCAAAGGGGCGGUAUACCCAACUACCAGCACUACCCGCCUAUGCCUCCGCCGCCGCACAACAUGCAUCCUGGAGCGAACAUGCACUCACCGCCCAUCUCCCCGGUCAACCCGUACACCCACCCUCACGCACCGAAGUACCCACCGCACGUCCCUCAUGUUCCGUACUCUCCUACCUAUCACCCUCAGCCCAACGGAGGCUAUCACCCUAGUUGGCAACAGCCACCUCCUGUACCAAAACAGCUCUCGAUGCUGUCGCCCGCGAUGCGAUCACCGGUCCCAAUUCCUGCACAACACCUUCAGCAGGAACCCACUCCUGUGCAGAUUGCACCUCCACAACAGCUUGUCGUAACAGCUCAGCAAACCUUUUCUGAACAGCCUCUUGCUUCCCAGGAACCUACUCCGCUGCCUCCGCAAUUCGCCAUUGAACAGUCCCCUGCUCAACAGCCUCCGCCCGAGGUGCUGACUGAACCUACAGCUCCUGCGGUCCCUGAACCUGCCCCCGAAUUCGUUACUGAACCUGUAUCUGUACCGGAACCUGCUCCCAAACCGGUGGCUGCUAUCCCUGAGGCCCAGCCCGCACCAAGAACACCUAAAAUCGAAUUCCUGUCUGCACAGGAGAAUGUCGAUGACGAGACUCCACAGCCUGCGCCAUCUAGUUUCGCGGACGGAUCUGACCCCGCCUCGAGCGAGCCCUAUGGAUGGGUCAUCUGGUCGCGACGGCCUCAGGAUCCGUCGCACGCUCCCGGUGUUAUCAUAGCCACGAAAGCAUUCCCGCCCGGUGACGUCCUAGACAAGGCCCUUGACCUUCCGACGCCUCCACCUUCGCCCAAGGUCCCGUCUGUUAAACUUGCACUCACCGAGCCUGUAGUGUAUGAGGUUGAGCCUGUCGAAGAGCUCGUCGCCUUGUCGCCCGACGAAGGGGAGGUGCCCUCAUCCUCGGUGACGGAGUCGACGCCGGCCUCUUCGACCCCUGGUGAGACGCCUGUUCCAGGUUCACCAGCCACUUCUCGUACUUCUGUCUCUCUCCCUGUCGUGUCUCCUACUCCCGAGAAGGUUGUUGACGCGGUCAAGCCUGAAGAAUCCGCUGCGGCACCUUCGUCUGCUGAGGCCAACACUGUCCAACCUCCAGGGACCGCGGCCCCUGCUGUACCUUCGGUUCAGGCGGAAGCACAGCAGGGCCCUGCGCCAGCGCCCGCGAAGCCCGCUGUCAAGAAAUCAUGGGCAUCUCUUCUGCAGUCGGGCGAUGCUGCCGCUUCGUCAUCGAAGUCGCGUCUUCCAACGUCUUCUGUAGUUGGGUUCUCUAUCCCCGCUACUGCCAUGGGCGGCUCGUCCGCAGGUUUGAGCGCCGUCUCCGGUGGGAACCCAGCUAUUCUCCACCGCAACGAUCUCCUCAAGCUCCUGAACAACGGUCCUCCGCCGGCGAACGUGCCGCCCAAGAUCCAGCCGCGCGGUCUCAUCAACACGGGCAACAUGUGCUUCGCGAACGCCGUCCUACAGAUCCUCAUCUAUUGCCAGCCAUUCAACCGGCUGUUCAGCGAGCUGAGCAAGCACCUUACGGGUCCAGUGGUGGGCUCGCAGAAGGAGGGCUCGAAGGCGACGCCACUUGUGGAUGCGAUCAUUCAGUUCAUGAAGGAGUUCGCACCGGAGCCGCCUGCGGACACGAAGGCGAAGGGGAAGGAGCGCGAUGACUUCUACGAGCCGGAGGCGUUCAUCCCGUCGUAUGUGUAUGAUGCGAUGAAGGAGAAGAAGCGAUUCGCGAGCAUGAUUGGCGGACACCAAGAAGAUGCGGAAGAAUUCUUGGGUUUCUUCUUGGAUACACUCGAGGAAGAGCUGUUGUCAUUCUCUUCGUCUUCAUCGCCGAGCGCACCGAAGCCAUUGGAAGAGACUGAUGGUGCAGGUGCGCAGGACGAUGGAUGGUACGAGGUAGGCAAAAAGAACCGGGCUAUGAUCACCCGCUCGGUUAAGUUCACAGAGUCGCCCAUUACCCGUAUCUUCGGAGGCAAGUUCCGCUCAGUGCUGCGCGCACCUCACCAAAAAGAUUCUGUGACCGUUGAGGACUGGCGGUCGCUCCGACUAGACAUACAGCGCGAUACGGUGCACAGCAUCAAGGAUGCGCUGCAGUCCAUCUCGCAACCUCAGCCUGUCCAGAUCAGUCAGCCGACGCGCCCAGGCGUAAUUAUUGAGGCUACCCAGCAGGCCCUGAUUGAACUGCUCCCACCCGUGUUGGUGUUGCACCUGAAGCGCUUCCACUACGACACGACCGUAGGGGAUGUCGUGAAAAUUGGCAAGCAGGUGUCGUACGGACCCGAGUUGGACAUCAGCCCAGAUCUCAUUGCACCGACCAGGCGAACAGCUCAGUCCGUCAAGUAUCAGCUCUUCGGAGUGUUGUACCACCAUGGCCAAUCCGCAUCCGGAGGUCAUUAUACUCUGGACGUACUUCAUCCCAACCGGGAUCUCACUGAUCGCCCUCGCGCGGCCUGGAUCCGCAUCGACGACGAGCUGGUGUCUGACAUCCGGCCCGACGACGUCUUCGGCGGGCAGGAGCAAAACGAGCGUUGCGCAUAUCUGUUGUUCUAUAGGAGAAUGGCUGCCUGGGGCCCUGUACGGACAUAGCUGUUGCAUCUGUACUUCAUGCUAUCGUAGUGGAAUACAUUGUCUAGUUUUCGUUGCAUCUGAAGUGCCGGUGCGUGCUCACACGGCA
Molecule: messenger RNA, 3141 nt
Organism: Rhodofomes roseus
Lineage: Eukaryota; Fungi; Basidiomycota; Agaricomycetes; Polyporales; Fomitopsidaceae
Product: cysteine proteinase
Exons: 8
Coding region: 234-3053 (939 amino acids)
Biological process (GO): protein deubiquitination
Cellular component (GO): cytosol; nucleus
Molecular function (GO): cysteine-type endopeptidase activity; cysteine-type deubiquitinase activity
Source: RefSeq, a predicted model, not a curated record